Molecule: messenger RNA, 512 nt
Organism: Amoebophrya sp. A25
Lineage: Eukaryota; Dinophyceae; Syndiniales; Amoebophryaceae
Source: the annotation of a GenBank genome assembly
CGGGAAAACGCCUUGGCUUCGCUAUUGCACCGCCCAAGCAAGCUGGACAGAAUUAUCCAUGGAGCAAAUUAGGCGAAAGUGACGUCACCCACUUCUUUCUCGGCGAAGAGCGUGACUACAUCAACCGCGGCCCACACGGUGAGGUAUGGCGACAAAGUCAGUCAUCUCUGUCCAAGUGAGAGCAGUGCUCUGAUUGCCUAACGAGACCGAGAAAAGACGAGAAUAAGAGUAAGAAACUGGAGAGGUUUGAGAGGGUAGGACCGUGCCCCAAUAUGGCACGACUCCACUCAUGGAACUCCGACAAUCACUACACUAAGUGACUGCGUGGCCGUCUUUCUUGUGCAGGGCCGGCCUGUGGCUGUGAGUCAAGAGAGUAGUAACAUCUACAUCGAACAGGCCUCGGGCUUCCUUAAGGUUUACUCACUGUUCUUACCGUAGCAGAGAUGACGGGACUCCUUCACAUGAGCGAGGCUUCGCGAUCUUUCCAGAUGUGAGAGUAUAUGAGAGGUUUA